AUUAAGCAGUACUGCUUUUUACCAAGUUACCGGCAGUAUAUGUCAGUUUUACUGUCUGGAACGAGCAGUGAUUUUUCAGGUGUUAGAUACAAGCACGAGUGAAAAUUCCGUACACAAAAACCAGAAGAAAAUCGUUGCUUUUUUUCCUCCCUCACUCAAUUCUCCCUGCCACCGUCGUCGCCACUCCAAGAGAAAAGUAAACCUCCAAAAGUCGCCGGAAUCCACUGCAAUCCACCGGCGAUGAUAGCCGGAAAGCAACAGUUACAGCAAUCUCAGCUGUUUUCUCUAAAGGGGUCCAUCCUCACUCUCUCUAUUCUGACCCUAAUUUCCUUCACUUACUUGUCCUUCAAAUCCCUCCGCCCUCCACUCCCUCUCUCUCCUGCCACUCCUCAGCUCACUCUCCUCCCCUUCACCACCACCUCCACUCCUCCCUCUCCCGCUCGUAUAUUUGCCAGCAAAAAGGAAAACAAUGUCGGUGAAGGAGAAGAUGACAACGACGAAGACGACGAUUUGAUUACCGAUGUUUACCAUUCACCGAAGCUUUUCAAGUUGAAUUUCGAAGAAAUGGAGAGGAAAUUCAAGAUUUACAUUUACCCGGACGGUGAUCCGAAAACUUUUUAUCAAACUCCCCGGAAACUCACCGGUAAAUACGCCAGCGAAGGUUACUUUUUCCAGAACAUUCGCGAGAGUCGGUUCCGAACGGAGAAUCCACAUCAAGCUCACCUCUUUUUUAUCCCAAUUUCUUGUCACAAAAUGCGCGGCAAGGGCACGUCGUAUGAGAAUAUGACAAUAAUUGUUCAGGAUUAUGUAGAUAGUUUAAUAGCUAAAUAUCCUUAUUGGAAUAGAACACUAGGUGCCGAUCAUUUCUUUGUUACCUGUCAUGAUGUGGGUGUUCGUGCAACGGAAGGAGUUCCCUUUCUUGUAAAGAAUGCCAUUCGUGUUGUCUGUUCUCCAAGCUAUGAUGUUGGUUUCAUUCCCCAUAAAGAUAUUGCUCUCCCUCAAGUUUUGCAGCCAUUUGCUCUUCCGGCUGGUGGAAAUGAUAUUGAAAAUAGGUUUUGCAGGACUUCGCUUGGUUUUUGGGCUGGUCAUAGGAACUCAAAGAUUAGAGUUAUACUGGCUCGUGUGUGGGAGAAUGAUACUGAACUUGACAUUUCGAAUAAUAGAAUAAGCAGGGCUACUGGACAUUUUGUGUACCAGAAGAGGUUUUACAGAACUAAAUUUUGCAUAUGCCCUGGUGGCUCUCAGGUCAAUAGUGCUCGCAUAGCUGAUUCAAUCCAUUAUGGAUGUGUUCCUGUAAUAUUGUCCAACUAUUAUGACCUGCCAUUCAAUGACAUUCUUGAUUGGCGAAAAUUUGCUGUUGUCCUUCGAGAGAAUGAUGUGUAUGAUCUUAAGAAGAUUCUAAAGAACAUAUCUCAUGACGAAUUUGUUUCACUACAUAAGAACUUAGUUAAGAUUCAGAAGCACUUCCAAUGGAACUCACCACCUAUAAAGUUUGAUGCAUUCUACAUGGUUAUUUAUGAACUUUGGUUGCGUCACCAUGUAAUCAAAUACUAAUUUGUUGAUUUAUUAAUGGAUGUAGUUCCUCUUCACCUUUGCACACGCAAAACGCUAAAAUCUUGUAGUUUAUGUACAUGCUGGUAAAUUUUUUUGCAAAUUAUUUCAACUAUUAGUUUGUUCUUUACAUACGGCUUAACCUUGUAUUCAGAAAAAAAGGUAAAAGAGUUGGCUUGUAAACUGGCUAGCUUGAACUGACAAAAUCCACAUUACAAACAAUUUGAUUCAAGGUCACGCAUUGCAAAGCUCAAGUUUGAUCGUCAAGACUUCUUUGGUUAUGGAUGGCAGGAUGAACUUCUGCUGAUUGUUAGCUCAGAUACUGUAAUGUUGAGGUAUGUCUUGAGUUGGAUGACUUUUUGAAUAACCAUUUUAUCAUUGUCAGGAUACAUCAUCUUACAAAAGAGUGGAAGAGGAUAAGGAAUUUGAAAGACAAAGCAGAAGUCACAUCUUGUCGAAGCAGCUAUUGGUUCCACUUCAGCCGGUUAAGUUGGGUUGGUCCUUGUGUUAGGAUUCCGGGCCAUGCCUGGCUAGCCCAUGGACCAGAUUCAUUUGGUACGGGUAUGACAAAAAAUAAGGAAAGGAGAAUGAUAAAAUAGUGGUGCUUUUCAAGUUCAGUUGGUAUCUCAGUAAAUCUUUUUAGAGAUAUAUAGUCUUUUUUUUUUCUUUUUUCUUUUUUGCCAAAAUUAGAGAUAUAUAGUCUAUUUUGCU
Durio zibethinus is the source of this 2262-nucleotide messenger RNA. The record is from RefSeq and is a predicted model, not a curated record. NCBI's taxonomy places the organism in Eukaryota, Viridiplantae, Streptophyta, Magnoliopsida, Malvales, Malvaceae.